GGCGGUAAUAGUUGGCAGAACUCCUGCUGAUGUUGCUCAUGCAGAGGAGGAUGUUGAUGACGACAAUGCCCUCCAACUCCAUGAAACUGCCUCUGAGCAUAUUCUCGAUACACAGUCUUGUACCAUAAUACAAUAAUAGGGAAUGUGAAAGAAGCGGAGAAAUGGAAAUCGCAAAUGUCACCACUUUCCAAUUCUCAACAGCAUCGAGUGAUGAAUUCAUUCUGCACAUAUGAGAAUAAACGGGCGGAGAAGAGUACAAGAAGGCAUUCUAAAUAUACCUCAUCUCAUACAUACUCCUAUCAUCGGAGAUAUAUUGGUGAACGCGUCAGUCGUAGACGUAGAACUCUAUCCUAUCCAUCCAGGUGUCGACCAUCUCCAAAUUAUUCACUAUCAAAAUCUCAUCUAAACAUGAAGUCAUCAGUCUAUGCACCCUGUCCAACUAGACGAUCAUAUCUUAGAACUAUGAGUAAACAUAAUGUGAAUAAUUUAUCCUCCCAAUCUUCUUCAUCAGGUGGUGGUAGUUUGUUCAAUGAAUUUGUCAGUUGGAUACACGGUUUAUUCAGUCGACCGAAUUCCUCACAGUCAGCAGCACCAUCAACAACAACACUCAGUCCAUAUGAUAUCAUAGAUGAUACAUCUGAAUCAAAACUCUACAAUGUGGACGUCAAAUCUACUUCAAGUGAUCGCCAGCAUAAACGACCGUAUUCUGCUCCUAUUCCAAAUAGUCGAUCUUAUCAUAAUAUCACAAGACUAGAAGACAACCACGAUGAAGACGACACCGUCAACACCACCAACACCAGUGAAGCUGGUGAUGACAUAACGACUGACUUUAAAGAUCUGACUAGAAAUUUGAGUACACUGACGCAUACACCAUAUUCACCUGCAUCAUCCGCGUCAUCAUCAUGUCUGCAAUUCAAUAAACCGCCAGAUACAGAGACAAGUUAUUACACACCCUGUGAUGGUAUGAAAGUCGCCUCGUCAAGAACAGAAGUGAUGGUAGUAGUUGGUUUAUCAGUGGCAGAGCUGGCAACGACUACAAUAACCACUGCAAUGAAUCCGCCUCUCUCAUCACCAUCAGUCGAUCAUGCUAACACACCACCAUCAACAACACCACCAACAACAACAAGCAAAACAAAUUCAUUGAAAUCAAAUGAAAUUAUGUUGACGGAGAAUAAUUCAGUAAAUGGUCUUCCGGUCGACAAUUGUCAGUCAAUAAACAGCCAUCCGCGUAAAAGUCAAAAUAUCUCUGAAUUCCAACAUGAUCAUGAUGAUGAUGAUAAUGAAGGCGACAGGUGCAUUAGGCCAGAUCUCACAGAAAUCCAGUCAUCAGUAGUAGUAGCAGCUGGUAAUCGAGAGACUGAUAAACAUUUAACUGCCAAUUUUCAGAAGCCAUCAGUGAUUACUAACUCAUCCUCAGAUAAUUUCAAUAAAAGCAAACAAAAAGAAAUCUCUGAAGUAUCUGUCCCAUUGACAAGCAGUUCUUCAUCUGGAAAACGAUUAAAUCAACAACGGCGUAUUCAUCAAGGUGAUGCUGAUGAUAACACCAGUAGUAAGUCAAUGAGUAGUAAUCACCUUCUUAGACAACAAGUCAAUGAUUCAAAUGUCAUCUUUGAAAUCAGUCUCCGACCUGAAUUGUGUGCCUUAAAGGGAAUCGCUAAACAUACUGACCAGGCGUUAACAGAAAUCAAUGACUCCGUGUUGUUCAAUAAACAAUUACAAUAUGUAAACACACAACUACCAUUACAGGAUAAACAUAGUGCAAUCUAUGUUAAAAGUGUGAAAUAUAUCUCCCACGAUAAUGUAAUACACAUUGAUCAAGAUUCGGCGACAGUAUACGCCAACGGGGAGCAAAUAUCACAGUUGAUUCCUGAAAUACAAAAUCCAUCACCACUGAAUACUCAUAAUGGCAAACAAUCCCUGACAGGGAAUCUGGAGACCUCUGAACAAAUUCUAUCACCUACACUGAAUGUUGAAAUGAAUGAAUUGCAUAGAUCACCACUACCCGGUGUUGUUCACUACUAUGAUAAACACAAUAAUAAUACUGAUCAUCGGAUACUCGCCGGAGAAGACAUAGCCGCCAGUCAUAAACUACUCGAGAAGCGUUUGUCAGAUAUUCAUCAUCAAGGCAUAGUACUAGACAGGGUGCCACCACCAGCGACGACGACAACAACAAUGAUGACGACAGACGAGGAAAGUAGACACAGUAAGUUACUCUGUAUGAAUCAAUUUGGAGAAGGAAUUCUCUCUGGACUUUCCACCUCACAAUUACGCUUAGCAGGGAAGUGUAGUUCAUACGAAUCAGAGAAGGAGCAUGCGGGGGAGGAGGUUUCCAGGGAUAGUUUGAGGAAGAAAAUAAAUCGAUUACAACAACGAAAGAUCACAAUUAUGCCUGAACAAAUUUAUCAUUGUAAAUCAAAUAUUGAAAUGGACCAAUCGAUAAAUUCAUCUCCGCCUGUGACUGUUAACCAGAAUACCACUGUCACAGAGAAAACUAAAAGAAAUGAUCCCCCGGACGAAGAGAUAUACCAGCAUGUAACAACACCGAAUAGACAAGCAAACUUUUCACCUGAAAAGAUUAUAUAUUCUCCAAUUGAUUUCAAGCAUCAUCCAUGUCUCCUGAAUAAAGAAUCAAUAACAACAACAACAGUCACAUCUGAUGAUAUGCAUGAAGCUGUUUUGAAGUGUGAAAAUGAUCAGAACACAAUCACUUCUCCUCUUCUUAAUACCUGCGAAUCAUUAGAACUUUCAGAAUUACAUAAAACUGACACAAAGAUACAAGAUGUACUAGUUUCACAACAACUUUCAUCGAAAUACGCCAAUUCAUUCCCAAUACCAACACAAGUUGAAGUCGAUGUGGUACUCGGUUCUACCACAAUGACGAUGAUGAUUGACAGUGCGAAAAAAGACGAAGCUCAUCAUGAGGAGAAGAAGACGGAGAACAAUAAAGUCAUGAAGGGGAGUCUUCAAAUUAUUAUCAAUGUGAUAUUCCAUUGAACGACAUCAGAACAGAAAGUGAUUGUACAAUACAAUUGGAGGAGUCAAUAAUUCUAUCAAGACAAACUUUUGGGGAUUCA
Trichobilharzia regenti is the source of this 3074-nucleotide messenger RNA. The record is from the annotation of a GenBank genome assembly. NCBI's taxonomy places the organism in Eukaryota, Metazoa, Platyhelminthes, Trematoda, Strigeidida, Schistosomatidae.